Xiphophorus hellerii (green swordtail) is the source of this 3870-nucleotide messenger RNA. It is a transcript of the gene gpcpd1, whose product is annotated as glycerophosphocholine phosphodiesterase 1. Gene Ontology annotation, molecular function: starch binding; glycerophosphocholine phosphodiesterase activity. The record is from RefSeq and is a predicted model, not a curated record. Lineage: Eukaryota; Metazoa; Chordata; Actinopteri; Cyprinodontiformes; Poeciliidae. The coding region runs from base 403 to 2424 and encodes 673 amino acids. Gene Ontology annotation, biological process: glycerophospholipid catabolic process. The transcript has 20 exons.
GUUUGUUGUUCGAUUCGGCUCAAUUGUUGAACGUAAUAGAUGAUGUUUAUCGCAAACUCCUCGAAGAAGAAGAAGCGGUUGGUUUCGUAUCUUCGCUCCAGUGCCGGGGAUAAACGUGGGGGAUGCAAGGUUUUCAUUAGGCGUCAUCAUUUCCGGGGCUCAAAUCUGCUCUCAGAAUAUCUUUAUUUGUUUUCGGUUAAAGCCGUCUUGAAUUGAAAGGAUGAUGAACUGAACGGCGAUGGCAGUGGUCGAGGCAGCUGGUCCAGACCGAUGCUACUCUGCUGGAUAGUAGAACCGAGGUUUGCUGCGAAGUCCCUCAACAGUGCCAAGAACCGGGCCGGAGCUUUAGGAAUUAAGAAGCCUUUUUUGCAUCGCCAUUGUCUGUGUUUGCCUGUUUAAACUAUGGAGACCAGCCAGGUGAACUUAACUAUCAGGGGAGAGACCACUCCGGGUGAGGUGAUUGCUGUUGUCGGCAGCUGUGAGGCUCUGGGAAACUGGAGCUACCAGAAAGCUGUGACUCUACAUCCUAUUGGUGACGAAAGGCACACAUGGGCAGUGACGAUCUCUGUACCCCGGGGGGUUGUUUCCACGUAUCGCUAUUUUAAGGGCUUCUUCCUGGAAUCAAAGAGUGCGGGUGGCCCAUGUCAAGUGAUAGUCAAUUUGUGGGAGACCCAUCAUCAGCCUCGCACGAUGAGCCCCACAGUUGCACAGCAGAACAUUGACGAUGGGGAAUUUGGAUUUCACAAUGGCAUGAAAUGCGUUGACUCAGGAUGGCUGACAUGCCAGACGGACAUUCGACUUCGCUUGCACUAUUCCAAGAGGCCUCCGGUGUCCAUCACCAAGAAGAAAUUCAAGAAGUCACGCUUCAGGAUUAAACUUACGUUAGAGGGUGUUGAAGAGGAAGAGGAGGAAGAGGAAGAACAGGAACUCAGCCCUUCCUCUUGGCACAAGAUGACCACAACUCUGGAAAUCAGUCUAAUCACUGCCAACGACUACAAGUCACGCCACUCUCAGCCAGAGUGCGGCUACGCCCUGGAGCCCUCUCGGUGGACCGAGUACAGCAUCCACACCAUGGACCCGGACAACCUGGAGCUCACUUUUGAGUUUUUUGAGGAGGAUCUGGGCGAGCACGUGGUCCAGGGAGACAUCCAUCCCGGACAUGUCGGGACAGCCUGCCUCCUGUCUUCCUCGUUCUUGGAGAACGGCAAUGACACAGGCGUAGUCACGCUUCCCAUCAUGGGCCGAAACUCCAGGCAGACGAUCGGGAAAGUCAGAGUGGAUUACCUGGUGAUCCGCCCUAUCCAGAAGCUGCAGUGCGACAUGAGCUCCUCGUACACAAAGCACUGGAAAAAAAGAAGCACGGUGGACGUGGGUCACCGAGGAGCUGGAAGCACACACGCUGCCAAAUACCACAAAGUCCGGGAAAACACAAUUGCUUCUUUCAAAAGUGCUGCCAAGCAUGGUGCAGCUUUUGUGGAGUUCGACGUUCAUCUCUCCAAGGAUUCCAUGCCAGUCGUAUACCACGAUCUAACAUGUUGCAUCUCCACCAAGAAGAAAAAUGACCAGACUCUGGAGCUCAUAGAAGUCCCUGUCAAAGACCUGACAUUUGAUCAGCUGCAGCUAUUGAAGCUGGCCCAUGUCGCUGCAAUGACAGGAAGUGAUCACAAAGAUCUCCUGGAGGAUGAGGAUGAAGUCGAUGAACAUCAGCCGUUCCCCUCACUAUCACAGAUUUUCCAAGCUGUUCCGGAAAGUGUUGGUUUUAACAUUGAACUGAAAUGGAUCAGCCAAAUGAAAGACGGAACGUGGGACGGGAACUUGUCGUCGUAUUUCAACAUGAAUACCUUCCUGGACAUUAUUCUUACCUGUGUUCUGCAGAAGGCUGGGAAAAGGCGGAUCAUCUUCUCGUGUUUCGACCCAGAUAUCUGCACAAUGGUGCGACUCAAGCAGAACAAGUACCCCAUCCUUUUCCUGACUCAGGGCAUUUCAGAAAAGUAUCCCGAGCUGAUGGACGUGCGCUGUCAAACGACGCAGAUCGCCAUCAGCUUCGCUCAAAGCGAGAACAUUCUGGGAAUCAGCGCUCACACCGAGGAGCUGCUGAAGCACCUUAAGUACAUCGGCGAGGCCCGGUCCAAAGGCCUGGUGGUGUUCAGCUGGGGAGACGACAACAACGAGCAUGAAAACAGAAGGAAGCUGAGAGAGCAGGGAAUCGACGGGCUCAUUUAUGACAGAAUUUGUGAAAGCUUGCUGCCAUAUUUUGACUCAAGUUCUCCAGAUUCCUGUAAUGUCUCUCUGGUUCCUCUGUUUUUGUUUUCUUUUAAUUUACUCACGUUGUCCCGCUCCGCUUCUCUUCGGUCGCCCGUCCUACAUGCUACCCGAGUGAAUCCUGCUCACCGAAUGUUGCCGCAGCACAGCAGUGUUUCUUGACAAUGAUACAUGAGGCGGUUGACUUAUCAUAUUUCUUAAGGCCUUUGAAGAUUAUAUAUCUGAAAAACUCUUCUUCACAGUCUGAAAAACAACACAACACAAGUGUUGUCUUUGAUUGGUCAGCUGCCAUGGUUAUCAUUUUGAGCUUUUUUGUUUCUUUUUUUUUUUAAUAAUCACAAGGACCCUUCCUGUUACUGUCACAUCUGCUUGAGAAUGCUUUUAAGUUCCCCCGUUUUUAUUCUCGCUGCCGUUUUGUCAUGAUUUUUCAGUUUGGAUUUGUAUCUAAAAGUGGCACAGAGAGCGAAUGGCUUUUUAUUUGCAUGAGACUAAAGAUUCUGAAUGACGGAGUGCUGCUUGUAAUCGGAUUUGCAGAAAGCAGACUUGCACAAGCGUUGGUGCGGCAAACUAUGUGUGCCAACUUGCAACUGGUCAAGCUGGCUUGAUCCAAAAGCAUUUAUUCCUCGCAUGAAAUGCGCUCCGACACCUCUGGAAAGUCGAUUUGAUGUCGGAGCGUAUGGUUUAUGUUGGCGAAAAUGUUUCAAAGCAGUUGGGUGAUCUGCCUGUACUCGUUUCAAAAAAGGUUUGAGUUCUGGAAAUUAGGCAUCAGCCGGUUACGGGUUUGAAGUUAAACCAAUGCUGGACUCAAACAGUGGAGUGGAGCACCGCUGGUGUAGAUUAAUGCAGUGCCAACUACAUCUUAAAUCACUGAAUCUUAUGCUUAUGCAUUACUUUGGCUUAAAUCUGUAACAAAACCAAAUUGACAAAUGUUGGAGUUGUGAUGAAUUGAUUAGAUCAUUCUGAGCUGUUCCUUAUUUUCAAAUAUUUGUGUUAAUUCCAGGAAAUUGCUGUACUUUUGUGCAAGAUUGUUAUACCAUGACAACCUCAUACCGGCCCAUGCCCUACUUUGAACUAAGUGGUGAUUUCACUGGAAUCUCUGGACUGUCUGCUCUUGUUUGUUGAGCUUUUUCACUCUUUAAUGCAGCAAUAACCAUCUAUAAUAGGCGUGCCUUAACUUGCAGGGUUUUUGUUUUUUUUUCCUUGUUAGUCAAACGUUGAUUGCCUCAGAUGCAUCUGCAGGACUUUAUCUGCUUAAUUGCAGGUUGUAAAAAAGUUAAUCAACCAAAAAAAACACAGACGUAAGAUUGCACUUAGCCCAAAGCAAACCUACUAAUCCCGGAAUGCUAUUAAAGGUUGUCAUUCGAGCUUCAUUCCUGCAGGCAGAACAGCAACCAGUGCAAUCAUUCACCCGUUUUAACUCGACUCUGCAUGAGAAAUGAUGGGGGAUUUACAAUCAGUUUUUACAGAAAAUAUAAGACGAUGGUCAAACUGGCCAGCUUGCCUUUUUAUAUAGUUAUUAAAUCUGCCUAGCAACAGUGUAGAUUCACGAGUUGCAAAUUUCACCACUACUUAGAUGAAUUUAUGUAAAACAACAGUAUUGUGUUUUCC